CUGUGUGGAAGUCAACUAGGAGCUCUGCACAGAACUCCGUAUCUGGGUCAUGUCGAAACAUGUGCAUGUAGGUUCAAAGUUGAAACACUCAUUGCUGCUGUAGACGUGUCGACUGGAGGACCAUGGCGGACUUUGUGAUUCUAAAGACCCAGAAGGAGAACCCGUGCUUACAUUUGAAAGGUUAUAGGUAUCAUAAGAAACGGACGAACCAAAACGGAAGCACAGCGUGGCGGUGCGCAUCGUACCUGACUGGUAAUUGCAAAGCUAGCGUCAUCACCGAAGGCGAGCAAGUGCGACGACGUCUCCACGAGCACAACCAUCCCGCGGACAGUGCGGCAGUGCAGCGACUUUCGUUGCAAACCACGUACCACGAGGUGCCCGCAGUCAAGUCGCUGGUCCGGAAAAUGGUGUCCCUCGCUUUCCUCCCACCCCCUAUGGUGCCGCGUGCGUGGGCAGUGCUUCGGCAAGAUGGACAGGAAGCUGGAGAGCCCAACGUCGAUCGACUAAUCGACUACUUCGAAAGCACGUGGAUGGAGGGAAACUUCGAAGUUCAUCAGUGGAAUCACAACGGCAACCGUGGUCCGAGGACAAACAACCACCUUGAAGCGUGGCAUCGAAAAAUUAAUGCACGGGUCAACAAAGCGCACCCAAAUAUAUAUUCGUUCGUCGAUCUUAUCAAGAAGGACGAAGCGCUGAACAGCAUCCACCUGCUGCAACUAUCUCACGGAGGCAGCCUUCGUGCCCGGGAUCGAAAAUGGGUGCAUAAAGACAGAAAGCUGGAGCAACUCGAAUCGGACCUCAACAACGAGAGGCUGACGAUGCUCCAGUUUUUAAACGAAGCGAAGCAAUUCUGUGGUCUGUAGCCCUUCUCAGAAAAUUUUGUAUGCGUCGUACAGCGGUUACAAUAAAAACAAAAUGAGCAGAAAAAUAAAU
Molecule: messenger RNA, 933 nt
Organism: Ornithodoros turicata
Lineage: Eukaryota; Metazoa; Arthropoda; Arachnida; Ixodida; Argasidae
Exons: 3
Coding region: 123-863 (246 amino acids)
Source: RefSeq, a predicted model, not a curated record